AUGCGACGUGACUUAUUUGCCGCUGCGGCUAUUAUCGCAGUGGCAGAGCGAGCACUCGCUGCUCCUGGAGCACACAACGGGCCAGAGACCGAGGCACAUCGGCUCUCCGCGCGAAAUAUUGUUGACGACAUUGCAGACGACUAUGACUUUGUCAUUGUUGGUGGAGGCCUGGCCGGCCUCGUCCUUGGUGCCCGUCUGUCAGAAGACGCGAAUCAUACGGUGCUCGUCCUCGAGGCCGGCGGUAAUGGAGACGAGUUUCGAGAUCGAAUAGAUAUUCCCGGCGAUGCGUACUACGACUCUCUCUGGCCAACGGAGCUGAAUUGGGAUUUCUAUACCGUUCCUCAAACAGGGGCGAACAACACCUCAUGCGAAUGGCCUCGUGGCAAGGUGCUUGGAGGUUCUUCCGCCAUCAACGGACUGUAUAUGAACCGGCCAGGUGAACACGAGCUUAAUGCCUGGCAAGACUUGGUCAGCGACUUGGACGGCGCUGACAAUUGGACGUGGGACUCGUUCUAUGCCGCCAUGAAGAAGAGUGAGACUUUCACUCCUCCAGUGGACGGUGUCGUCCAAGAGGCUGCCAUCACCUGGGAUGCUUCGAGUCACGGAUCUAAAGGGCCCAUUCACCAGUCGUACCCUGGCUACACCUUCCCUUAUGUUGGCAAGUGGUCCACUGCCGCACAAGCCGCCGGAGUCCCUCUUACCAACGACCCCUAUGGCGGGCAAAACUGGGGCGCCUAUGUGGCAACGUCUGCCAUCAACCCUACCAACUGGACACGGUCGUACAGUCGUUCCGGCUAUCUCGAUCCCCUUCCACCGCGUGCCAACUACGCCGUGCUAGCCAAUGCCCAUGUCACCCGGAUCCUCUUCAACUCUUCCUCACCCGCAGGUAACCUGACAGCGAAGGGUGUCGAGUAUACGCGCGAUGGCGGUGCGACCAAAUUGACUGUCGGGGUCAAGAAGGAGGUCAUAUUGGCCGGCGGUACCAUUGGCAGUCCCACCGUUCUUCUCUACAGCGGCAUUGGGCCUAAAGAUGUCCUUUCUGCUGCUGGAGUUCCAAUCGUGGCCGAGCUGCCUGGUGUGGGUCAGCAUCUCCAAGACCAUGUGAGCGUCACUGUGCAAUGGACUACCGACAAUCCGACUGCAGGUUCUUUGUUCGCCGACAACGGCACUGAGACGACCGACCCUGUCUUCCUCUCGUACGUCAACGAUGCUGUGGCGUAUGUCAACGCCUCUGUCCUCUUUGGCAACAAGGCGAGCGACCUCAAGACGAGCAUCCUGAGUCAGUUCGAUCAGUUUGCCACUAGUGCGAGCUCCGACACGGGCGUCGUAGCUGGGUACAAGGCCAUCUACGACACAACAGCCAACGAUAUUUUCAACGGCCCCACUGGCCUGGUGGAACUGCUGAUCGGAAACAACGUUGACGGCGCCAUUCGCAUCGGUGCUGCUCUGCAGCAUCCGUUCAGCCAUGGCUCCAUCACCAUCAACUCGUCAAAUCCCUUGGACUAUCCUGUCAUCGACCCCAAGUAUCUGACACACCCUGCUGACGUCCAAAUUCUCCGCGAAGGCAUCAAGCUGGCACGCCGCAUCGGCGAGACCGAGCCAUUGAGCAGCGAAUUGAAGAGUGAGGACUAUCCUGGAUCUGACGUCCAAACUGACGAGGAAUGGGAGGAUUGGAUGCGCGGCGGUGUCUUCACCGAGUUCCACCCCUCAUCAACAUGUUCCAUGCUUCCUCUGGACCAGGGUGGAGUGGUGGACGCCAAUCUUCGGGUUUACGGUCUAGCCAAUGUUCGCGUUGCCGACGCCAGUGUGCCACCCAUCGCGUUCUCUGCGCAUCUGAUGGCUUCGACCUACGGGCUGGCCGAGCAGGCGAGCAGCUUGAUCCGCGCAUACCACAACAAAAAGGCUCCAGUCGUCACCCAUGCCAGCUCAAAAAACUCUACCGAUGGCUCGAAAAAUAGCAAGGCCACGGCAACAACAUCCAUCUCAGCCUCGACUUCAACUUCUGCACCCAGCAGUACCUCCACCAGCACCAGCAGUGCGUCAUCGUUGAACCAUCAACCAUGGUCAUUCUUCAUUGUCGUGGCUGCGCUCAUGGUUUCGACGUUAGUGUCCUCGAUUUAG
Capronia epimyces CBS 606.96 is the source of this 2121-nucleotide messenger RNA. RefSeq lists its product as uncharacterized. The coding region runs from base 1 to 2121 and encodes 706 amino acids. Lineage: Eukaryota; Fungi; Ascomycota; Eurotiomycetes; Chaetothyriales; Herpotrichiellaceae. Gene Ontology annotation, molecular function: flavin adenine dinucleotide binding; oxidoreductase activity, acting on CH-OH group of donors. The transcript has 7 exons. The record is from RefSeq and is a predicted model, not a curated record.